AAGUUUGCGUUUCGUUCCGACGCCUUCCUCCGAACUGACAGCUGUCAGCGGCGACGAGCUGUCAAAAUUCCACGUAAGCGUUCUUUCGUUUCCGGCAUCUCGUACUGCUUAGGAACACAUUUCGAUUAAUUAAAAGCUUUCAGUCUUUUAAUUAUCCACACAAUGGCCAAGACCAAGACGGAGAAAAAGGCGAAAUCCGCCAUCAACGAAGUGGUGACCCGCGAGUGCACCAUCAACCUGAACCGGCGCCUGCACAAGGUUGGCUACAAGAAGCGCGCCCCGCGUGCCGUCAAGAUCGUGCGCAAGUUCGCCGAGAAGGAGAUGGGAACCAAUGACGUGCGAAUUGACACCCGCCUGAACAAGGCUCUGUGGCACCGCGGAAUCAGGAACCCACCCUUCCGCAUACGUGUGCGCCUGUCCCGCCGCCGCAACGACGAUGAGGAUUCGCCCAACAAGCUGUACACCCUGGUCACCUACGUGCCGGUGUCCACUUUCAAGGAACUGCAGACGGAGAACGUUGAAUCGACCGAGGAUUAGAUGCUGUAAAUUAACUUACAACAAAAUAAGUACCCCCUGUCCGGGAUAGCGUAAGUCGGAUGGUUCAACUUGUUGCGUUUUUGUGAGUUGGAAUGAAAGAUCGGAGGAGAGCAGAUGUGAAAAAAAUACAAGAAAAGCCCAGGUGGAAAAAAAUUAAAA
Molecule: messenger RNA, 696 nt
Organism: Aedes albopictus (Asian tiger mosquito)
Lineage: Eukaryota; Metazoa; Arthropoda; Insecta; Diptera; Culicidae
Gene: RpL31
Product: large ribosomal subunit protein eL31
Exons: 3
Coding region: 163-537 (124 amino acids)
Biological process (GO): cytoplasmic translation
Cellular component (GO): cytosolic large ribosomal subunit; ribosome
Molecular function (GO): structural constituent of ribosome
Source: RefSeq, a predicted model, not a curated record